Trematosphaeria pertusa is the source of this 771-nucleotide messenger RNA. RefSeq names its product kinase-like protein. The record is from RefSeq and is a predicted model, not a curated record. The transcript has 2 exons. NCBI's taxonomy places the organism in Eukaryota, Fungi, Ascomycota, Dothideomycetes, Pleosporales, Trematosphaeriaceae. Gene Ontology annotation, biological process: protein phosphorylation. Bases 1 to 771 code for a protein of 256 amino acids. Gene Ontology annotation, molecular function: ATP binding; protein kinase activity.
AUGUUCUCCAGAAGGGUCCAUUACCACGCUCCUGAAGGAGUAAAGGCGCCUUGUGCACUUGGGGGCUCUUGUUACAUAGGCUUUCUGGACGAUCGCACGGUGCUCAAAUACCCGCACGUCCAGGGAAGAGAUUGGGAGUAUAUUGUUGCUGAAUGGAAAAUAUACAGUAUUCUUGGGAGCUAUCCUAGAAUUCUUACGUGCUUUGGUCUCGAUGACCGCGGUCUCAAACUCGAAUUCGCACCGAAUGGAACUGUUAGAGGCGCCCUGGAGUCGGUGAUGGCGCUUUCAGCGAGGCAGAGAAUUAUCUGGUGUCGACAAACGGCCGAAGCCAUCAAGUACGCUCACUCGAAGUUUAUCAUUCACUGUAAUAUCUCGACCGACAACCUUCUACUAGAUGGUAAUCUCGACGUUAAGCUCUCGGAUUUUCAAGGACGUCUUAACGAUCCAUCUACUGGAUCAACGAUCCUUGACGGCUCCGCACUAGAGCCCGUUAAGUCAUGCCUGCCCCGUCCUAUUGGUCAGGAUACCGAAAGAUCGGAUAUCUUUGCCCUUGGUUCCACCUUCUACGAGAUCAUAACUGGACACGAGCCUUUUCCCGAGCUGGAUAGCUUUGAUGACGAGGAAGAGAUUCGUGGACGUUACGAGCGUGCUGAGUUCCCCGCUACGAAUACCGUUAUAGCCGGUGAGAUCAUCUACAAAUGCUGGUUUCAAGUUUAUCAAAGUGCUGCCGAGUGCUUGAGAGACCUUGUAGCGUUAGAGGAGCAAACUUAA